Messenger RNA from Rhinopithecus roxellana (golden snub-nosed monkey), 2023 nucleotides. It is a transcript of the gene PPARG, whose product is annotated as peroxisome proliferator activated receptor gamma. The record is from RefSeq and is a predicted model, not a curated record. Lineage: Eukaryota; Metazoa; Chordata; Mammalia; Primates; Cercopithecidae. The transcript is spliced from 8 exons. Gene Ontology annotation, molecular function: RNA polymerase II cis-regulatory region sequence-specific DNA binding; zinc ion binding; nuclear receptor activity. Gene Ontology annotation, cellular component: nucleus. Bases 385 to 1812 code for a protein of 475 amino acids. Gene Ontology annotation, biological process: negative regulation of inflammatory response; regulation of lipid metabolic process; positive regulation of transcription by RNA polymerase II.
GUGGGCUCCUGCACGUGCCAGGCGCUGACCACUCCUCUUGGGAGCCUAACUGAGGGGGGUAGAGGCAGCAGAAGUUAACAGAAAUCUCAGGUCCCUCGUUGUUGGUAGAAGGUGGGUGUGUAGUCGUGGUACUUUACGCCUCAGUGUUUAGGGAGGAGCCUAAGGUAAGGAGCCAGAAACGGGGAGUAACCGAGCUGCGGCUUUUAUAUAAGGUCAGUGGUAGGUAAGGAAGGGGCUUUUUCCUCUGCUGGUGACAAGAAGCCUGCAUUUCUGCAUUCUGCUUAAUUCCCUUUCCUUAGAUUUGAAAGAAGCUAACACUAAACCACAGAUAUACAGCAAGAAGGCCAUUUUCUCAAACAAGAGUCAGCCUUUAACAAAAUUACCAUGGUUGACACAGAGAUGCCAUUCUGGCCCACCAACUUUGGGAUCAGCUCCGUGGAUCUCUCCGUAAUGGACGACCACUCCCACUCCUUUGACAUCAAGCCCUUCACUACUGUUGACUUCUCCAGCAUUUCUACUCCACAUUAUGAAGACAUUCCAUUCACAAGAACAGAUCCGAUGGUUGCGGAUUAUAAGUAUGACCUGAAACUUCAAGAGUACCAAAGUGCAAUCAAAGUGGAGCCUGCAUCUCCACCUUAUUAUUCUGAGAAGACUCAGCUCUACAAUAAGCCUCAUGAAGAGCCUUCAAACUCCCUCAUGGCAAUCGAAUGUCGUGUCUGUGGAGAUAAAGCUUCUGGAUUCCACUAUGGAGUUCAUGCUUGUGAAGGAUGCAAGGGUUUCUUCCGGAGAACAAUCAGAUUGAAGCUUAUCUAUGACAGAUGUGAUCUUAACUGUCGGAUCCACAAAAAAAGUAGAAAUAAAUGUCAGUACUGUCGGUUUCAGAAAUGCCUUGCAGUGGGGAUGUCUCAUAAUGCCAUCAGGUUUGGGCGGAUGCCACAAGCCGAGAAGGAGAAGCUGUUGGCGGAGAUCUCCAGUGAUAUCGACCAGCUGAACCCAGAGUCCGCUGACCUCCGGGCCCUGGCAAAACAUUUGUAUGACUCAUACAUAAAGUCCUUCCCGCUGACCAAAGCAAAGGCGAGGGCGAUCUUGACAGGAAAGACAACAGACAAAUCACCAUUCGUUAUCUAUGACAUGAAUUCCUUAAUGAUGGGAGAAGAUAAAAUCAAGUUCAAACACAUCACCCCGCUGCAGGAGCAGAGCAAAGAGGUGGCCAUCCGCAUCUUUCAGGGCUGCCAGUUUCGCUCCGUGGAGGCUGUGCAGGAGAUCACAGAGUAUGCCAAAAGCAUUCCUGGUUUCGUAAAUCUUGACUUGAACGACCAAGUAACUCUCCUCAAAUAUGGAGUCCAUGAGAUCAUUUACACAAUGCUGGCCUCCUUGAUGAAUAAAGAUGGGGUUCUCAUAUCCGAGGGCCAAGGCUUCAUGACAAGAGAGUUUCUAAAGAGCCUGCGAAAGCCUUUUGGUGACUUUAUGGAGCCCAAGUUUGAGUUUGCUGUGAAGUUCAAUGCACUGGAAUUAGAUGACAGCGACUUGGCAAUAUUUAUUGCUGUCAUUAUUCUCAGUGGAGACCGCCCAGGUUUGCUGAAUGUGAAGCCCAUUGAAGACAUUCAAGACAACCUGCUACAAGCCCUGGAGCUCCAGCUGAAGCUGAACCACCCUGAGUCCUCGCAGCUGUUUGCCAAGCUGCUCCAGAAAAUGACAGACCUCAGACAGAUUGUCACGGAACACGUGCAGCUACUGCAGGUGAUCAAGAAGACGGAGACAGACAUGAGUCUUCACCCGCUCCUGCAGGAGAUCUACAAGGACUUGUACUAGCAGAGAGUCCUGAGCCACUGCCAACAUUUCCCUUCUUCUAGUUGCACUAUUCUGAGGGAAAAUCUGACACCUAAGAAAUUUACUGUGAAAAAGCAUUUUAAAAAGAAACGGUUUUAGAAUAUGAUCUAUUUUAUGCAUAUUGUUUAUAAAGACACAUUUACAAUUUACUUUUAAUAUUAAAAAUUACCAUAUUACGAAAUUGCUGAUAGUA